Molecule: messenger RNA, 4852 nt
Organism: Diprion similis
Lineage: Eukaryota; Metazoa; Arthropoda; Insecta; Hymenoptera; Diprionidae
Product: cAMP-regulated phosphoprotein 21
Exons: 15
Coding region: 572-4315 (1247 amino acids)
Molecular function (GO): nucleic acid binding
Source: RefSeq, a predicted model, not a curated record
UAUCACGAAGACACGGGCACGAGGAGGACGUCGCGUUGCCCCGCGUGAAGUAACGUCCGAAUCUUCUCUGAUCCUCCGAUCGCGGUACAGCACGCCUCCUUCGUCCGUCGUAAUAACGCUUUGCGCACACACAACACGUUCUUCGAGCCGAGGCCUCUGCAGGUCCCUUCCCCCCUUUUCAUCGUUGAAAAGACUGCAACCUGCGAUGCGCCGAAAAACUGCGAAGGUGACGUAGAUCUCAGCCGAUCAUGAGGCCCAAAGCGUUUUGAAAAAUGCUGAAUAGUGCUAGCGAGGACCAUUGGCCAGAGGUCUUCCGACACCCAUGCCAGCCAGCUAUACGACCGUAGCGGGCAUCUGCCUCUGUGGAUUCUGUACUUACCAUUCUGCGAUAUUCCAUCUUUUAAAUAACGAAGUAAAAAACAAAUGAGCAGAGAAUGAAGAGUGAACUCGUGCAACGGUGGAGAUAUUUAUUAAUAGCUCAUGCGGGAUUAGCAGCUUUGGCUUUCGACUAUCUCGACUACCAAAGCUGCUGACGUUUUUCCACAACUUUAGAUUUAGAUGCCCUGGGAUUAUGCCCUCCCUUCCAUACUCAAGGCACGAACCCCUCGUUGGUGCAAAGUCGAGUAAAUCAGUCCCAAAUAUGAUAGGCGGGACAACAAAUGUCGCCAACGAAUCCUGCCCCACAUCCACGUCUUCGUCCUCACCAUCGGUCUCCAUUUCUAGUUCAACUCCAGGCUCUACCUCUACAGUUUCCGCCGUUGCCUCUGACAAAUCGGAUCAUCUGCAUAAGAAUCAGCGAAACAGGUCUCACACCAAAAUAAAGCUCCUAGUCAGAAGUCACGCGAUGAGAGAGUCGACUUCACCCCCUAGAGAACCCAAUGGUCUGCACCCUGCGCAGGACGCAGAGAAAAUCACAGCCAGGAACUCAUCAACCAGUCCUGGCAGGCCGAAACCACUUAAUAACAAUAAUGAACCGAUGCUUGACAGCAAUAUACCAACCUUGACAAGCGAUGUUGAGAAAAAAAUGAGGGAUUCCCUCCCUGUCUCUCAGACCUGUCCAAACUCUAUACGAAAUGGGCAACUUGGCUCCCCAGAAGCACUUCCGCCAAAGAACGCCACGCCUGUUGUUGACGAGAUCAAAACAGACGCCAAGAGUCCGACUGAAGUGGGGAACUACAGUAAUUGUGGGUCAAACAUUUCCCCAGGGCUUUCGCAGACAUCUUCGCUGCCCCAUUCGCAGCAGACCUCAAAACCGAACCACGGACUGCAACAUUCGCCCAGAAGCACAAAUCUGGCUCAGCAAAUGCACAGCAAUGAGAGGAACAGGAGUGAACAGACAAAGUCCAACUCUACCUCAUCAUUGUCAUUCACCUGCAAUGUUCCAUGUUCUAAUCAGUGUGGAAACAGCAGCAGCAGCAACAACAACAAUAACAACAACAACAAUACCCUCUCCGUCAGCAGACCAGGGUCUAGGCACAAAAUGCGACAUCGCAACGCUUCACAAGGCAGCUUCGAUGCAACUUCACCCAGUAUUUCACGAGACAGCAGCACAGAGCUAUACACCGACAGCACAGGCAUAGACUUGGAGCAGUUUAUAGGCGACACAUUAAAUCGGAAUCAAAAGGACCGCACGGUUCUGCUCCGGAUCGAACGUGAGCUUGUUGAUUUUGCUCGAGACAGACAAAGAGUGUGUCAUAAAUUCCCCAACAUGUCAUCGUACAACCGGAUGCUUGUGCAUCGCGUUGCCGCGUACUUUGGCAUGGAGCACAACGUCGACCAAACUGGCCUCUGCGUUGUUGUGACGAGAACAAAGAACACCAGGAUCCCGGACACGAGGUUCAAGGAGAGUAUCAGGGACGAUAUAGUCCUCAACGAGGAACCCAAACGCAGCAUAUUGAAGAGAGACUCGAACUCAUUUGAGGAGAGUUUUAACUUCAAGUCCCCGGAUCGUUUCAUAGCAGACUAUUGCAGGCGCAGUAAAAGCUUUGAAGAACGAGAGGAAGAGUACGAAAGAGCGAGACGCAGGAUAUUCAAAGACAGCAGUGGCGAAAGCACUGAGGCAGCAUCUUGGCCAUGGUCGUCUGCCGAGAGUUCAGACGCGCCGCCUAAACCCAGGAUGUCUCACACGUUGAUCUCUGAUCACCGCAACAGGCAGUCAAUGCUCCUGAAGGUGGAAUCCUUUCACGAAAAUGGAUCCCAACGCCGACCCUCGGUCCCAAAGUCUUACAGCUUCGGUGGAUAUGCUGCAGGUGGCAUGCUGUCUCGGGAUAACAGCAUCACUUCUACACGAAGUGCUGGAGCUCGACUUACUAAACAAGAUUCAGGAACGAGUACUUGCUCGCGUUUAAGUCCGUCCAGUAGUGGUUACAAAUCCCAGAGUCAGCGAAGCGACGCAACGAUAUCUCCCUCGCCAUCGCCUUCACCAGUGAUGCCUGCGGGACGGAGCAAUUCGCGAAUAUCUGGUCAAGAGUUGGUACCCUCGAGUCCUAACGGAAACACGCAGCAGACCGUCAUCUGGGCAGUUACCGACAUAGCGAGUGUGCCGGUGGGCAGCGUGAUAAUAGAUCCUCGAACCAACCUGACGUAUAAGAACUCGGACGGCUCUGUGUAUCGUUUCGAUCCUGAAAAUCCGCCGAAGAUUUCCCCAGAUUGUGAUCGAAGUGAGAAAAGAGUAUCUGGGGAAACGGAGGAGGAGGAGGAGGAGCCGGAAGAGGAGGAGGAACGGCCGGUAAUCGAAAAAAAUUGUUUCCCUCCUGAAAAAAUCCCGGAGCAACACAAAAAGCGUGCGAGACAUGAAAAGAACAGCAAUCAGCAAGCCGCGAUGUUCACCAACUCCGCGACCUCACCGAGUCCCCCAUUCGAUACAACGACCACGCAGGUUUCUCAGCAACUUCCGGUCUCUCGGGCGCAGCAACAACAGCAAAAACAUGGAGGGCAGCAACACACUCUAGUCAAAAAUUAUGCCCCACACGUUUACAAUCAUGGGCAACAAGUCCCCCCUCAAACUCCAUGUGCGAGCUACAUGUCGCCUGGUUCGCAGGCGAACAAUCAGGGCGUUUAUCUGAUGCAUGCUAGACCUUCGUCAGCUAUCACGAUAUCCUCUUACCAGCCUUCGGCACAAAUUCGCGUUGAUGGAACCCCGCAGGGAACCGAACGCGGAGAUAUGAUCUGCUGCAAUCAAAAUCCCAUGAUUGCGAGUUAUCAAAUUCCAGGAAUGCAGCCUGGAAUUCCUCCGCAGCCUUACGAGGAGGUUGCUGAACUCUCGGGCUUCAUUGGCAUGAAUUUAUACGACCAAAGGGGAGCUGGAGACAGCCAGCCUAUUACCGUCGCUGCACAACCUUACCAGCAUUCACCACAAACUCAAAAUCAUCCCACGCAUCGUACGCAGCCUGGCUCCCCUGCCUGCUGGCAAUCACAUACUAGUCAAAUUCCAUUACGUGGUAAUAACUUGAUACAGGUACAACCGGCGAUGUAUUUUGUACCUCCGUCACCAGCGGGCAUUUCCAACGGUCCAACUCCCAUCGACGCAAGGCAGCACCUCCAGAGAUUCGCAGCUGCUUAUUCCUACAAUCACUCUAGUGGUGUGCCUGCGCCGACAAAUCAGACUGCUCCCAAUUACGUCGGCGGAUAUCCAGCACCGACGAUACCGGCCGUGUCUGUAAUUCCUGGAAUGCAAUCACCUCAGGCAGAGUUUUCCUAUCAACCUACGACGCAUGUUAUACCAACCUAUUAUAAUCCAGGACAGGCCAGCAUGCAACCCACCCCUAUGAUGUACGGGGUUCCAACACCGCCGAACACGCCUACGACCAGUCAGAUGUCUAGUGUCACCCCUCUGAUGUACGUCAACUCGAACGGCUAUCCACCCUCAGCGUUGAUAGCGGGUAGUGCAUUUGGGCAUCAAGUUGGAGGGAGCGCUGGACAGUCCGCAUCUUCCUAUAUGGGUGCAGCCCUCGUUCCCAACGUUAUGUUGCGGCAGGCAAUUCCUGCGGUGAGCGGAAUAAGGGCCUCGACGCCGUCUAGUCUUCGAAGAACAAGCAGAUCACCCGAUGCUGGUCAGGAAAUAUUCGGGGCUGGUGGAAGGGACAGGAAUCCACAACCUCAAUAUCAGCUGCCGCUGUGCCAGGGCGUACACAUCGUUCAAGGUGUCCAUGGAAAUCCCAGGCUCCAGUAUGCGCCUGCACCAUCUCCGCUCUCUUCUGUAGCCCAAGGAUGUCCCCGACCAUAUCGCCCGCCGUCCUACACCGCAAGCACUUCGAACGAAGGAGCGAAAAAUUCAGUUGACAAUAGAAACCAAAAGCUGCGAAAGCACAGGUAGUAAAGCUCUGCGACGUGAUGUGUAAAUAUAGGUAAGCUUAUUAAUCGGUGUGUCGCAAUGAAUUUGGUUUCAUUAAAGUUUUUUUUUUUUCUCUCCAUUUUUUAAAAACUGUUCUGGUACACGUUAGUUUUCGAUAAAACAAAACUCGGUAUAAAACAACGAUAAUUGAUUACAAACUAUGAACAAUUUUAAGUCCCUGACGUUUUCAGUCCCAUGAACUUGACUGCAUUUUCAUUGAACGAAAAUGAGUAAAAGUGAGUAGCAGGCAUCCGUAUAAUGCUGGAUUCGAUCGUAGUGAAAAAAAUUCAGUUAUACGUCAUACGAAAUAACGAGAACUUAUCUGAUAAAUAGGGAGCAGAUAAAAAAUAGCAACAUAGUACGAACAGAGAAAGGAAGAAAGGAAGAAAACCGUUCAAGGAUAUAGCGUUAUUUUACAAAGUAAAGAAUUAUAUAUACAUACAUAUAGGAAGAAGGUAUACAAAAAACUUUUACCGUAACAAGUAACGAAAACCUAGCAUAAAAUAUAUUCUAGGUUGA